Molecule: messenger RNA, 5206 nt
Organism: Myotis daubentonii (Daubenton's bat)
Lineage: Eukaryota; Metazoa; Chordata; Mammalia; Chiroptera; Vespertilionidae
Gene: RNF216
Product: ring finger protein 216
Molecular function (GO): zinc ion binding
Source: RefSeq, a predicted model, not a curated record
GGCGGGGCCGGAAGGAGCGCGGCGGUGGCCUCCGCGGCCGCGACGGAGCUGCCGGUUGCGGCUUGUGGCGACUGGGCGCCCGGCGACGGGGGCUUCCAAGCCCGCCUCGCGAGCCGGAGAGCUGAGUGGCGAGUACCCCGAUUAAGGCCCAGUCCCAGGAGGAGCCUGCAAGCUCGAUAUUCACCAUGUUUAGAUAUUAGCAAGCAAAUGUUAUGUCUGCAUUUGAAAAUGGCAGAGGGAAAUAACAAUGAAGAGGUAAUUCACUUGAACAACUUUCACUGCCACCAGGGACAAGACUGGAUCAGUCUCAGAGACGGACCCAUCACCAUUUCUGAUGACUCUGAUGAAGAAGGAGUUCCAAUGAUGGUCACCUCAGCUUCUCAGCAACAUGACGAAGAGGACCUGGAUGAUGAUGUCAUCCUGACAGAAGAUGAUUCUGAGGAUGACUACGAUGAAUUUCUGGAUCUUGGGCCUCCUGGAGUUUCUGAAUUCAUUAAUCCAAAUGGCCAAACAGAAGGAGAACCCAAGCCUGGACCAAGUCAUAACCAAGCAACAAAUGAUAUUGUCAACCCCGGAUCAGGGCCAAAAAUCAUCUGGAGAAAAAAUGGCCUUCUUAUUCCAGAUAAUGAUCCUUUGGACACUCAGAACCAGUCAUCUGAAGACUCAGAGACAGACCUUCUAUUAAACCUCGGAGACUCGACUGAUAUGCUAGAUGAUCAGACCAUCGAAGACGACUGCUGGUUAGAAAACCCUCCUUACUUCCAGUCUCUAAACCAGCAGCCCCGUGAGAGAGCAAACCAGGUUGUUCCUCAGGAGCGGCAGCCUGAAGCAGAACUGGGCCCGUUGUUCUAUCAGCAUGAGCCCCUGGGGCUGGCUUUUCCAAGGCCGGCUUUUCCAAGACCAGAACCCCAGCACGACGGCAUUCCAGGCCCCUCUUCUCAGCCCGCCCAUCUUCUAGGAGAGCUUGACGACCAACAGCUAGCAAUAGACGACGACGAGCCAGGCCCAGCCUUUCCACUACAAGGAUCUCAGGAGCCCAAUUUGGAAAACCUUUGGGAGCAAGAAGCUAAUGAAGUAGACCAGGAAGUUGUUGCAAUACUAGUGGAAGAAACAGAAGCAAGAUUUCCAGAUGUAGCAACUGGCUAUAUUGAGGAAUUAAUUCAUUUGAAGAAUUAUUAUGAUUUGAAUGUACUUUGUAAUUUUCUUCUGGAAAACCCAGAUUAUCCAAAGAGAGAAGAUCGAGUCAUUAUCAACCCUAGUAGCAGCCUGCUUGCUAGUCAAGAUGAGUUAAAGUUGCCUAAGAUAGACUUCUUUGACUAUUCUAAAUUGGCUCCUCUUGACCAGCGCUGCUUCAUCCAAGCUGCUGACCUCCUGAUGGCCGACUUCAAAAUGCUCAGCAGCCAGGACAUCAAGUGGGCCCUGCAUGAGCUCAAAGGACACUAUGCAAUCACCCGAAAGGCCUUUUCUGAUGCCAUUAAAAAAUGGCAGGAGCUAUCACCAGAAACCAGUGGAAAAAGAAAAAAGAGAAAAGAAAUGAACCAGUAUUCUUACAUAGAUUUCAAGUUUGAACAAGGUGACAUAAAAAUAGAAAAAAGGAUGUUCUUUCUGGAAAAUAAGCGGCGGCAUUGUAGGUCCUAUGACCGGCGUUCCCUCCAUCCAGCUGUGCAGCAAGAGCAGGAGUUCUAUGAACAGAAAGUCAAAGAGAUGGCAGAGCAUGAAGACUUUUUGCUUGCUCUGCAGAUGAAUGAAGAACAGUAUCAAAAGGAUGGCCAGCUGAUUGAGUGCCGCUGCUGCUAUGGGGAAUUUCCAUUUGAGGAGCUGACUCAGUGUGCAGAUGCUCACUUGUUCUGCAAAGAGUGUCUCAUCAGAUAUGCCCAGGAGGCCGUCUUUGGAUCUGGAAAGUCAGAGCUUAGCUGCAUGGAAGGCAGCUGCACAUGUUCCUUCCCAACCAGCGAACUGGAGAAGGUGCUACCCCAGACCAUCCUGUGUAAAUACUAUGAGCGGAAGGCCGAAGAAGAGGUCACUGCAGCCUAUGCUGAUGAGCUGGUCCGGUGCCCCUCCUGCAGCUUCCCUGCUCUGUUGGACAGUGACGUGAAGAGGUUCAGCUGUCCCAAUCCUCGCUGCCGAAAGGAAACCUGUAGGAAGUGUCAGGGACUCUGGAAAGAGCACAAUGGCCUCACCUGUGAAGAGCUGGCUGAAAAAGAUGACAUCAAGUACCGGACAUCUAUUGAAGAGAAAAUGACUGCUGCUCGCAUUAGAAAAUGCCAUAAAUGUGGGACGGGCCUCAUCAAAUCCGAAGGCUGCAACCGCAUGUCUUGCCGCUGCGGAGCCCAAAUGUGCUACCUCUGUCGAGUAUCCAUCAAUGGGUAUGACCAUUUCUGCCAGCAUCCUCGCUCUCCAGGAGCCCCCUGCCAGGAGUGUUCAAGAUGUUCUCUCUGGACCGACCCCACUGAAGAUGAUGAGAAGCUAAUUGAGGAAAUCCAGAAGGAAGCCGAAGAGGAACAGAAAAGAAAGAACGGAGAAAACACCUUCAAGCGCAUCGGGCCCCCCUUGGAGAAGCCGCCAGAGAAAGUCCAGAGGAUGGAAGCCCUGCCGAGGCCCGUCCCGCAGAACCUGCACCAGCCGCCGAUCCCCGCCUACGCUUUCGUGCACCCCCCCUUCGCCCUGCCCCCCGUGCGGCCCAUGUUCAACAACUUCCCCCUCAACAUGGGUCCCAUCCCGGCACCCUACGUGCCGCCUCUGCCCAAUGUGCGGGUCAACUACGAGUUUGCCCCCGUCCACCUGCCCCUGGAGCACAACCUGCCCAUGCACUUUGGCCCCCAGCCGCGCCAUCGCUUCUGACGCCCUCGCCCUGCCCCUCGGCGCCCCACUGAGCAGCGUGUGCAGGCGGGGCUUGGUGAGAUCCCUGUCCACCCCGCGGCCAGUGGCUGUGCCAGGCUCUCUAGGUAGGGAUGAUGGGCUUGACUCCUAAAAGCGAGUGGCUGGCGGGCUACUUCUUGCUGACCAGAGCUCGGGGCAGCCACACCCCCUUCCGAAGAGGUCUGCCAUCCUGGCAGCCAGUGCAAUGGCCCCUGGUGCAGGUGGUCACCUCUGCUCCGUUACUGCUCCCUGCAGAGAGAGACAGGGGAAGGUUUGCCUCCAUCCCCUCGUCACCAGACAACAGGCGUCUUGAUGAGAAACCACAUAGGCCUUCCUCGCCACAGCUGUCAGGUUCCUAAUAAAGCUGAAGCAACAAGUAGUGCCGUUUGGAGAGAGGUGAGAGUCGUGUCCCAGGCCAGUGCCGCAGCACCCCCUUGCACUGGGGCCCCAGAAUGAGGCGCUCUGAGCCGGCUGGACCCCGUGAAGAGGCUAGAGCAGUGGCCACAGGCCCAAGAGCACCAUACAAGGUGGGGGAGCUACAGACCAUGUCCCCCACGUCCAGAACCCCAGGGCGCCACCUUGGCGACAGCUCAGAGGUCUGUCCUCUCCUCUCGGCCUGCUCAGGUGAGACCAUCGUGCUGUGGGUUCUGUUCUGUGACUUAGCUAAAAUGUUCGCAUUUGCUACGUUGCAUUUACUGUUUUCCGUGGCCCACUAGUCGCCCGCAGUCCCCGGGAAGUCACCUUAUCCCAGGUCAGGCAGCCGGACGGCCCUGAGACUCUGCCAAAUGGAAGGCCUUUUUGGGGCAGCAGUUCCCGGGGAGCCUUCUCAGUCAGCAGCCAGGCGGGAGCAGCUCCCCUGAGGCUCGGGGGGCGGUGGGUUUCUCCAGGGGGACAGAGGCCCCAGCUUGUGCUCAGUACCCGCCCAAGGUGCUGCCCCGCCAGGUGCUCAGCAGGCCUAGCCGCUGCCCUGUCCUGAGGUUCGUUGAGGCUCUGGGGUCCCUGCUUGUCCUCACCCCAGCCGUGUGCAGAGCGGAGGCCUCCGCUGGGGCCAAGCCUGCCUGGCUCCCUGUGUUGGUCCAGUUUCCACUGCUGUGUCUGAUGUCGGGGCGUUCCCAGAAGUUCAGAGGGCACCACAGGCCUCAGAGAGGAGGGGAGCCGAUGACCCUCCCUGUCCCUGUUCCAGAGGCUGCGCCGCCCAGGCCUGCUCACCGCGGCAGGACGCGAGCAGCACUGCGUGUGGCCACCUGCUGCCUUCCGCCUCUCAGAUGUUUCCAGAAUUAGAACGGAUAAGUGUGCUAAGCUGCCCCGCACUGCCCUUCCUCAGGGGAGGCUGUGCAGGCAGCCGGGCACCUGGGCAUGAGGUGGGACCCAUGAGGACAGGCCUGCAUUGGUCUCCGCUGCCGGGGGCUACCUGCACCUUGGUGCCAACCUGAAUGGCAGUGACAGGACCUGAGAAAGCAUGUGCCCUCUGCUUUCUUCCCCAAAGGGGGUUCUCUAAGAACAGUGAGCCCCCAACAGACAUCCCGCCCGUGGGAAGGGUGAGCCCAUGCACUGCCCUGCCCCGCUAGUGACAGCGCUCACCCUGGCCUCCUAGGCCUGAGUGGGUUCAUUCCACCUCUGGCCCACAGCGGGCUCUGUGGCUCCAUGGAGGGCCUGGGGCAGGUAGCACGUGCCUGUCACUGCCAUCCAGCAAGUUCCCAGGGACCUGGCUUGCAACAAGCAGAGUAAUGGCCCCCCCAGGCCAACCUGAGAACCUGUCCUUGGAGAAUUCUGGCUGUUGCUCACCCACCCACCCACCUGGCUCCCCGGGAGGCAUUCCUGCCAGUGGGGCUCACAGGUCAUGAGUUCAACCCUGUUUGACCCUCUAGAUACCUCAGGGCCCUGAAGGCAGGACCUGGAUCCCGGGUCCUCAAGAAGCUGUCCUGCUAGUGAUGGGGUUUGGGCCAGAGAUGGGGCCGGAAUCAUCUGACAAGCCAGUGGCUGCAAGAUGCAAGUGACAGGAACCCACAGAGAUCAGCCCCUUUCCGGGGACCAAGCAGGAUGCUCAGCGGCGCCUGACACCUUCCCCUCUGGGCCGCGUGCUCCCAGAGCCAGAUACCGCCCAGCGACAGUCCCGCUCCACUUGCCUUAAAACUGGAGAGAGGAAUCUAGUAUUUGCACUUCGCAAAGGAUUUUAAAACUUAAAAGUGCAUGGCCUGUCACUUUAUAAAAAUAGCAGAAAUGAUUACUAAAUGUUUUCUUUACUUUCUGGUAGUAAAAACAUAAAAUAACCCUGUUUUAAUUACUAUGUACAGAGUCUGUAUCAUAUGUACCUUGGACUUUUGUAAAUAAAUGUUUGUGCACACUC